Pteronotus mesoamericanus is the source of this 2571-nucleotide messenger RNA. It is a transcript of the gene TMX3, whose product is annotated as thioredoxin related transmembrane protein 3. The coding region runs from base 158 to 1513 and encodes 451 amino acids. The transcript has 16 exons. Gene Ontology annotation, molecular function: protein disulfide isomerase activity. Gene Ontology annotation, cellular component: cell surface; endoplasmic reticulum. Gene Ontology annotation, biological process: peptidyl-cysteine oxidation. NCBI's taxonomy places the organism in Eukaryota, Metazoa, Chordata, Mammalia, Chiroptera, Mormoopidae. The record is from RefSeq and is a predicted model, not a curated record.
GGAGGCCGGCGGGGUCCUGGGAGCGCACCGGCGGCUGGCCUGCCCCGCCCCCGUCCUCGGCGCCGAGCGUCUCUUCCGCACCCCUGUUCCUUUUCCGGGAGCGCGGGUGGCGGCCGCUGGUGUCUUUCUCUCGGCUUGCAGCAAUCCUGCGGCGACUAUGGCGGCUCGGACACGUGGGGCCGCCUUGCCGCUCUGCGCCGCAGUUUUUUUGCUUGGUAUGGCUUUCUGUAAAGGAUUUGUAGAAGAUUUAGAUGAAUCGUUUAAAGACAAUCGAAAAGAUGACAUUUGGCUUGUAGAUUUUUAUGCACCGUGGUGCGGUCAUUGUAAAAAGCUGGAACCGAUCUGGAAUGAAGUUGGCCGUGAGAUGAGGAGCAUUGGCUCGCCAGUUAAAGUUGGGAAGAUGGAUGCUACUUCCUAUUCUAGCAUUGCUUCAGAGUUUGGAGUUCGAGGUUAUCCAACAAUUAAGCUAUUAAAGGGGGACUUGGCAUAUAAUUAUAGAGGACCACGAACUAAAGAUGACAUUAUUGAGUUUGCUCACAGAGUAUCUGGGGCUCUAGUUCGGCCACUUCCAAGCCAGCAAAUGUUUGAGCAUGUGCGGAGAAGACAUCGUGUGUUUUUCCUUUAUAUUGGUGGAGAGUCACCCUUGAAGGAGAAAUACAUAGAUGCUGCUUCAGAAUUAAUUGUGUAUACAUACUUCUUUUCUGCCUCUGAGGAUGUGGUUCCUGAGUACGUGACACCGAAGGAGAUGCCUGCCGUGCUUGUCUUCAAAGAUGAGACAUACUUCGUGUACGAUGAAUACGAGGAUGGCGACCUGUCAUCUUGGAUCACCAGAGAGAGGUUUCAGAAUUACCUGGCUAUGGACGGCUUCCUCUUGUAUGAACUUGGAGACACUGGAAAGCUUGUGGCUAUUGCAAUUAUUGAUGAGAAAAAUACAUCGGUUGAACAUACCAGAUUGAAGUCAGUUAUUCAGGAAGUCGCUAGAGAUUACAGAGAUCAGUUCCACAGAGAUUUUCAGUUUGGACAUAUGGAUGGGAAUGACUAUAUAAAUUCCUUGCUGAUGGAUGAAGUCAAAGUCCCGACUGUAGUUGUACUGAACACGUCAAACCAACAGUACUUCUUACUGGACAGGCCCGUCACGAACACCGAAGACCUGGUCCAGUUCAUCCGCAGCGUUUUGGACGGCUCGGUGGAAGCACAAGGAGGUGAUAGCAUUUUUCAGAGAUUGAAAAGAAUGGUGUUUGAUGCCAAAUCUACUGUCGUGUCGAUAUUCAAGAGCUCUCCGAUCAUGGGCUGCUUUCUCUUUGGCCUGCCUCUGGGUGUCAUCAGCAUCAUGUGCUAUGGCAUCUACACAGCUGACACGGACGGAGGCUACAUAGAAGAGCGGUACGAAGUGUCCAAAAGCGUGAUCGAAAGCCAGGGAGCCACGGAGGAGAGCAGCGAGCCGAGGAGCGCGCACUCGCCAGGGCCCGCGGGGCCGGGGCCCAAAGACGUGUUAGAGAAGAAGACAGAUUGAGACUUCCCUCGGAUUUCAAGGGACUAAAAGAGUCUAUUUAUUGAAUUUAGACAUUUAAUCAUGAUCUUUACAGAGGACAACUUAUUUGUAUUUUGCUAAUAUCAGCUGCAUGGAUUAAAGUAGCUCUUCGUAAAUGGGGAGAUGUGUGGAGCAAAGAGAGGAAAUGUUUGUCUAAAACGAAAAAUAUUCCAUGGAAGUUGACCUUCUAGAUGUUAUCACAGAUCAGUACUACGUGCAUGUUUCUCUAUCUGAAUAUUCAGUGACAGAAUGAAGAUUCCUGGGCAGAAUAUUUAAGCCAGCCAGUCAGAUAGAAGAAACAUGUUUAAUAGAGAAAAACAAUAGUUCCACUUCCUACCAUCACUCAUUCUCCUCUUAUAUUUUGGGUAAAAUUUAUAUGGACAAAAUUGUCUUUACAAUGUAGGCACUUUAAGGAAAACUAAUAACUUUUUCCACAGAUCAAAUUAAGAUUAAGAAAUUUUAAAAAUUUGGUUUUAUAUAGCAUAGACAUUUUAUUUUGUUAUUUUUUAAAGGAGAGGAAAUGUUACUUUUUAACUUUAUACUUGGUUGCAUUAUAAAAUUUUCAUAUUGGCCUAUAUAGUGGCAAAAAACAGUCUUUAUGUUUCAUCUUUGCAACACAGCCGUGUUCACGUGAAGUGGGGCUUUCAGACCAGGCCCUGGGAGCCUGAGAGCCAGCUGCCCACAGUCACUUCAGGAGGGGGAGGGGCUUUGUCACCCCUGCCCAGCUUUGGCCGGGACAGCCUACUUUAUUUUUUUCUAUAUUGCGGUCUCUUCUAAAAAUGUCCUUUGAUUAAUAGCCCCUGCUGCUUUGUAAAAAGUAGCGUAUGUCCUAUUUUAUGUUUCUGGGAGAGUGACUGUGGUAACUUACACGCACGUGUGUGCGCAUUCACGCACACAGACACGUGGAGAAUGUACUGGCCCACGCCCCAGUGGCAGUGUGGGCACGCUGUGCUCAUGGCGAAUGAGGAGCGGCACAGGCCGCCGGCCAGCAGAGUUGAGGUCAGGGACCGAUGGGCGUGACUGACAGGCUCCCCCUCACC